AUGUCUUCCUUCGAAAGAAGUAAACCAUCAAAUUUCAAACAAAAUCGAAACUGGGGAAUAAGAAAUAAUGCUGUUGAUAAGCGUGAUAGCAAAAAUAUUAGUAAUAAAUUCCAAAAGAAAGCAGUAGCACCUAACAUCCGUAAAGAUUUCAAUAAUAAUAACGAAAAUUUUAAACAUAAAAAGUUUAAUAGUAAUAGUAACAUAAAUGACCAUAAGAAUUAUAACGAAACUCAAAACAAAAAGUUAAUUCAAAGCAUCAAAGAGGCGGACUCGCAUGAAAAAGAUAUACUUUCUACGGGUAGCGAUAAAAAAGUUUUGUAUAGUUUGAAUAGGUUGUGCGGCGGGUACCUCUGUAAAUACCCAAGUGUUUAUUCAAAGAAUUCAAAGUAUUUGAUCUGUUCCAAUGAAAACACAAUCAAAGUAUAUACUUUGACAACGGGGGAUUGUGUGAAAACGUUAUCCGUGGUGCCACAGUGUGGUGGGCAUACAAACGAAAUUACCUCCCUUGCUAUCGAUCCAAAUGAUCCGUCGUUGCUAUAUUCUUCAUCGUUGGACGGGACAAUUAAAAUAUGGAAUCUUGACAAAGCAGUAUUGUUGGAGACUUUGGAUUUAAAAUGUCCGAUAUAUCACAUGAUGGUGGAUCCUAAACAUUCAAAAGAUAUUUAUAUAUUCACGGAAAUAAGUUCUUUUGAUUCGGUUUCGUUGAACUUAAACUUAUUUGACGAUUCGGAAGAUGACAAAGACGAUUCGCAAAAUUACAAAAGUAAUCAUUUAUUGCGCAUACACCGAGUAAAUAAUGAAGGAGGACAAUUCGAAUUGACCAAGAUUCUUUCCUUGUCGUCUCGAAUUUCCACUUCUGCUAUUGGUGUCGAUGGAAAAUAUUUGGUCGUAGCUUGUGGGCGUAAUUAUCAAGUUGUUAACUUGGAGAUUGCGCGAAAAGAUUUGCGUCCUGUUGAAUGGCCAAAUCACUUUCAUUCAAGAAGAAUUACUUCUAUCGCAAUCAACUCAUCACGCCCUUGCGUGGCUAUUGGGGAUGAAUUAGGGAUGAUCACAUUCUCGUAUUGUUUGAACGAAAGGAGACCAAAGUUUACUAAAGCUCUGACUCAUUGGCACGCUCAUGGAGUAACUUGUAUGGCAUUUACAAACGAUGGUGCUUAUUUACUCUCAGGCGGUGAAGAGUCAGUCUUAGUGUUCUGGCAAGUAGAAACAGGCCAACGACAAUAUGUACCACGACUCGGUGGUGCAGAAAUCACUUUUAUCACGAUUAGUCCCAAUCAAACUAUCAUUGCUGUUGGAUUGGGGGAUAAUACGAUCAAAGUGUUGUCUAUGAAUCGUGAGCUAAGGCAAGUGAUUCAUGGGCUAAAGUAUGUUCCAAAAAAUGUCUCAAAGAACCCACUUACGGCCGGCUUAAUAGUUGAGCCUAGAAACCAACAUAUAGUAUUGCCCGCUUCCCCGGGCAAUCUUCAAUGGUACGACGCGCAUAACAGUCGACAUAUAAUGGAACAUGAAGUUUCAUUAAGGACUUUAGUCUCGAGAACCGAUGAGGCUGAAAUUACGAUGCCGCAUGUUGACUAUGUGGCGUUUUCUGAGUAUGGCGAUUGGAUGGUUACGGUGGACUCUCGAAACGAUAAAAAAACAACGCCAGACAUUUAUCUAAAAUUCUGGGAAUUCUCUGAUCAUGCAAAAAGUUAUGUGUUAAACACUCUUGUCGAUCAUCCUCACAAUGACUGUUUCAUAACGUCCGUUGCAUUCCGUCCUACAAUCUGGGAAUUGGAAAGGAAAUCUAAAGUUGCUAAACCUGCUAGUAAUACUACCACUACUAAUGAUAACAAUAAAAGCAACACCAAAAACAAAGAUGAAGGCAUACCUAAACAGUCAGCAUAUAAUUGGGUAUGCACAUUCGUCGGCUCAUACCGCCAAGAAACUCCCCAAAAAGCCAUAUUCUCAGAAGACGGAUCCGUAUUAGCAAUUGCAUUAGGGCCGUUCAUCACAUUAUGGGAUCCUAUAUUAAAUGAAUUCCAUGGCGAAUUGAGUCAUGUUCCAUUGACUUUGACUAUCAAAAAUUUGAUGUUCUUGUCCCAGUCAUCACCGUAUUUGGUGUCGACUACCAAGGAUUAUCUGUAUUUGUGGGACCUGGAGUCGUUUUCAAUAAGAUGGCAGUAUAGAAUUCAUGUACCAUAUAUGUCUGCUGAUAAGAAGUCAUCAAAAUUUGCUGUCGCGGCUAUUUGCAAUAACAGCACUUGCGUUUUGGUUUUUGAUCCGCAAACAGCAAUUCCGCGCUCAAUUCGCAUAAUCGUAGGACCCAUAUUAGGACUCGUUUAUCUACCAAAGAAUAUCGAUAAUCAUAUAGAGCAGGAGUCGAGUAUUGUGUUUAUGGAUGAAGAUUGUAGGUUACGUGUUUUGGGACAACGCGUACUAAUUGAUAGUAAUAAUAAGAACGACUUGGAAAAUAUAAGUGAUGAUAAUUUACGAUUAUCUGAUACGGUCGAUUGCAAAGCUUUCUUCUCUGAUAUAUUCGGCACAUCUUCCUCCUGUCAAACUGUGGACGUUGGUUCUCACAUCCCGAUUAAAUCAUUCAAUAAAAACAUACUUGAUGCGUUUAACGCACCCUCACAUCUUAUACCGCCUGUUAACUCGUUGUUUGAUGGGUAUAUGGAGAGUUUGUUGGUGCCAUCUAAACACAAAAUUGACGAUGAGAAAAAUAAAGAAAAGGAAGAUAACGGCGAAUUAUCCGAAAAGGAAAACUACUACGACAAAAAUUUUGACUACUUGACUGAAUUCUUUUUAUCACGAAUCCAAAACACACCAUCAACAUUAGAGAUUCCUCUAUCCAACGACAACACGACUUUGUCUUCUAUAGAAGUAUCGUCAAUGUCGUCUGCCUCGUCGUCGUCAUUAGAAACGCCGACACUAUCACUAUCACUAUCACCAUCACAUUUAAGCAAACCAAGGACAUUACCAUCACAAAUUACCCCAAACGGGGCUAGUGAAAAAUCAAUAAGUAAUAAUAGUAAAAAACGAAAGUUGACAGAAAGUCCAAAUAAUGUGAAUGAUAAUACAUCAAAAAAUGCAAAGAAACCAAAGAAAAUAAAAACUUGA
Molecule: messenger RNA, 3099 nt
Organism: Ambispora gerdemannii
Lineage: Eukaryota; Fungi; Glomeromycota; Glomeromycetes; Archaeosporales; Ambisporaceae
Source: the annotation of a GenBank genome assembly